GACAUUGACAUUUGACACUGACAGCAAGCAUUAUUCUAUUACUAUCACUAUCGGUGUUGAUAAUAAAUUUAAAUUAUUUUAUUAAUUAAUAUCUUGUUGAUUAAACAAGAGACGAGUAAUACAAAUUAAAAUAACGAUGUGUUAAACUUUUUAAAUCUAGUUGAAGUUAAAUUCGCAUAAAAAAUAAAUACAAUGUAAAAAAAUGAGAAUGAAUUACACAUUUUUACUUAUUCUUUUAAAGGUUACUUUCGUGAUGCCUGGUGCUAAUGAUCUGCACUUUUAUGAUGGUUCCUCUACUGCAGAUGUCAUUGCAGGUGAUUUCUUUUUUGAGAUAAUAGAUCCACCGGAACUUGGAUACUCAUAUAGAAUAAGACCAGCAAAAGAUUUCGGAUCUGUAUUUAAUGAAACCCUACACUUCCACAAGGCUCGUUUAGUACCCACAGUGCCGUUGCAUAGUUGUUCUGAGAUAAUCAACCAUGAAGAAAUAGUUGGGCACAUUGCACUAUCUGAGAGAGGAGAAUGUUCCUUUGUUUUUAAAGCUACCAAAGCGCAACAUGCUGGAGCUAGAGCUGUGAUAAUUACUGAAUCAAUUGAUAGAUGGGAUGAUUCUUUGGAUCACCUUAUAGAAAUGGUUGAUGAUAAAAUGGAGCUAGACGUAAACAUUCCUGCAGCAUUCCUUCUCGGCCGCAGUGGAGCCACGAUACUGCGUACGCUGAGACGUUUAAAAAGAAAAUAUGCUAUAGUCAAUUUACCAGUUAAUAUGACUCAUGUACCAAUAAAUAAAAUGAAUCAACCCCCCUGGGUAGCAUGGUAAUAUCUAAUUUAUUUAAAACUGGAACAGAAGGCUAAAUGUGCGUUUAUGUUAAAGAUAUAUGUAUAAUAAAUACGUUAUUGUGGCGUCUUGACCUGACUUGACACUGAUCACCUGAUAUCAGAUUCCAAAUAUCCAAUUAAUUUAUUUUUCUGUCUGUGUAAUGUAAGAAAUAAAUUGUUCUUUAAUUGUUA
Messenger RNA from Bombyx mori (domestic silkworm), 1005 nucleotides. Its product is annotated as PRADC1-like protein. The coding region runs from base 203 to 814 and encodes 203 amino acids. Lineage: Eukaryota; Metazoa; Arthropoda; Insecta; Lepidoptera; Bombycidae. The record is from RefSeq and is a predicted model, not a curated record. The transcript has 5 exons.